AUGUCACUGGCCGCACAAUUCUCGCCGCCGAUCACCGGAAUAACCAGAAGCAUCCGGGAAUCAGUCUUUCCGAUCAAACCUUCACUUUCCACUCGCCGCAUAAUUCCGUUUUCCUCUGAGAUUAGAACGCCGGCGAGGAGUUUUCUGAGAAAAUCGUCGUAUCUGGUGGCUAAAGCAAUCGAACAGAGCCGGGACACGGCGGGAUCUGAAUCGGAAUCAGAGGCGACUCCGUCACCGGGAGAGAGGGGAAACGGAGAUAAGGAGGAAGUGGAGAUUAACGAGAUAGGAGCAGAGAUAAAAGCGGCGAUGGAGCAGAGAAAAGCGGCGGAGGAGGAAGGGAAGAACGAGUUUUUGAGUGGAGUUGCGGAGGAAGUGAAAGAGAUUGAGUGGCCGGAGUUUCGGAAAGUUCUCGGAACGACCGGAGUCGUGCUUGGUGUUAUCGCCGGUUCAAGCGUCGUUUUGCUCACCGUCAAUUUCAUUUUGGCUGAACUAUCCGAUCGUGUUUUCAUCGGAAAAGGUGUUCAAGACUUCUUUUAG
Molecule: messenger RNA, 537 nt
Organism: Arabis nemorensis
Lineage: Eukaryota; Viridiplantae; Streptophyta; Magnoliopsida; Brassicales; Brassicaceae
Source: the annotation of a GenBank genome assembly